CCGAAUAAUUCUUUCGGAUCUUUCUAUUCCACCCGCCACCACCAAACGCCAUCGCCUCUUUCAUUUUUUUCCCUCCGGCUUCAUAUAACUCGGCGGAACACAUAACCCUUACAGACUAGAUCGGUUCGUCUCAUCUUAACCUAUUUUUUAUUCUUCGAUUCUGAUUUGUAAAGAUUAAUGGCCGCAGCCGUGGAGAUCGAUGUUGAAGAGCUCGUCUGCCAAACCAGAGAUCUCUUUACCCGAGAUCAGAGAAAUAACAAGAGCACUGAUGCGGAGGUUCUUCACGUUGGACACGAGAGUGAUCAUCAUGGGAUGUGUGCAAUUUGCUUGAAUAAGAUUGCGCUACAGGAGACUGCUCUUGUGAAAGGUUGCGAGCAUGCGUAUUGUGUGACUUGCAUUCUUCGUUGGGCAGCUCACAAGAAAGAUGCCACAUGCCCCCAGUGUAAGCAUCCAUUCGAGUUUCUGAACAUCCACCGUGCUCUUGAUGGAAGCAUACACGACUACAUGUUUGAAGAGAGCGUGUGCCUUCUUUUAAGAGCAACGUGGUUUCGUCCUUUGGCAGGGGACGAAAAACCAGAGAUUGAUGAUUACACGGAUGACUUCUACCUGUACGAUGAAUAUGAAGAGGAAGAUGAUCUUGAUGAGGCUUACUUAUGCAGCUCAUCUGGCGUUCGGUUAGGCAACAGGAGAUGGGGAGACAAUGGGUUUGUAAGGGCUGGCAGGCAAGAGGCCAGGCCCGCCAACCGACCCAACUACCGAGACUCGGAUGCUGGCCCAUCACGUCUGGCACAGAAGAAGGAGCCCAGCGAUGAUGGCCCAUCACGUCUGGCCCAGAAAAAGGAGCCCAGUGAUGAGUUGGUGGGGCGGCGGGCUAAAAGGGCCAUGAAGCGGGAAGCUGCAGAAAAGGCUGCUGCUGCUAAGCACCAGAAGCAUUUGGCGAGGUUGGGCCGCGACAAGUGACCCCACCCCACCCCACCCCCUCUUGCACAGCCCAUUGUUGCCUGACCUCAUUGUGAAAAUGAUGACAUCACAGUUUGUUUUUAGGUGUUCGUUUUAGGGAUGGAUGAACAUGAUCAAACUCUGUUCAUACAAUGCUGGGUACAUUCUUAGGGUUAAUAUCAUCAGAUUAUUACUGUGUUAGUUUCUUUUUAUCUUGUGUUUUCAUCGUUACGUUCUUGCUGUUGAUAUAUGAUGAUUCAUGAAAUAAAAAUGGCAAUAUGGU
This is a messenger RNA of Cuscuta campestris, 1222 nucleotides long. The record is from the annotation of a GenBank genome assembly. Lineage: Eukaryota; Viridiplantae; Streptophyta; Magnoliopsida; Solanales; Convolvulaceae.